Spodoptera frugiperda (fall armyworm) is the source of this 1353-nucleotide messenger RNA. Its product is annotated as cyclin-dependent kinase 11B-like. Gene Ontology annotation, cellular component: nucleus. The transcript has a single exon. The record is from RefSeq and is a predicted model, not a curated record. The coding region runs from base 1 to 1353 and encodes 450 amino acids. Lineage: Eukaryota; Metazoa; Arthropoda; Insecta; Lepidoptera; Noctuidae. Gene Ontology annotation, molecular function: cyclin-dependent protein serine/threonine kinase activity; ATP binding. Gene Ontology annotation, biological process: protein phosphorylation; regulation of mitotic cell cycle.
AUGUCUUACCAUCAAGACGAAAGUGGUCUGGAACAGACCACCAUAAUUGGAUACAACAACCAUACCGACAAGAAUACGGAAAUCGAGUCAACAAAUCAAGGAGAUAGACCAGAAACCGAGAUUGCUCAGUUUCACUUGGAUUUACAAAACUGUAGAUCGUUUGAGGAGUUCCAAUUUCUCAAUAAAGUGAAAGAAGGAACAUACGGAGUCGUUUACAGAGGAAGCGACAAGAAAACCGGCGACAUAGUGGCCCUCAAACAUUUAAAAACAAAUAAUGGGACGACAGGAUUCUCCAUCGCCGUGCAGAGAGAGAUCGACUUAUUGAUGAAAUUGGAGCAUAUCAACAUUAUUACAGGACACGAGGUUGCGGGGGGCCCCAGAAGCGAAGAGGUAUUCGUAGUAAUGGAGUAUGUACCUCACGAGGUUAAGAAUUUAAUGCAGACAAUGCGCAACAACCGACUUACGUUUGGCCCUGAACACGUUAAGUGUAUUAUGAUUCAGUUGCUCACCGCCGUUCAGUAUCUACACGACAGCAGCGUAUUUCACCGGGACCUCAAAACCUCCAACAUUUUGCUUACCGAAGAUGGUAUACUCAAGGUGGCAGAUUUUGGCUUGGCCAGAGAAUACGAAGGCCCUGAUAAGCAAUAUUCGCCAGAUGUAGCAACACUAUGGUACUGUGCACCAGAAGUCCUGCUAGACAGCAAGACAUACGGCACUCCUCUAGAUAUGUGGAGUGUCGGUUGCAUUUUUGCUGAGCUGAUUACUUUGCAGCCACUGCUGCCCGGGACCUCUCAAUUCAAUCAGUUACAAAUAAUGUACGAAGUUCUGGGGACACCUUCAGACACAGUUUGGCCCGGCUACAGCGCAUUGCCAUUAGUUAGUGAAAUAAUAUUCGACGAGUAUCCAUCGGGCGGGUUGCGCAAAAAGAUUAACGAGGACUUACUCUCAGAAAGUGGAUAUUCUUUGCUGGUUGAAAUGUUGACUUACGAUCCAUCAAGACGGGCGACAGCAACUGAAGCCUUGUUGCACCCUUAUUUUAACGAGGAGCCGGCGGCAAUAGAACCGGCCAUGUUCAUGUCUUCGCUGUGGUUAGAAGACUCCAGCUCUUACACGGAAGACCACGAGCAGUACUAUGGCUCUGACCCAGAAGACCACGGGAAGUACUAUGGCUCUGACACAGAAGACCACGGGAAGUACUAUGGCUCUGACACAGAAGACCACGGGAAGUACUAUGGCUCUGACACGUGGUACGACGAGAGUUACUACAGCACUGACUCGGAAGAGGAUCUCACCUCUGACGCAAAUUCUUCCGUUGGCAGCAUUCUGAACACCGAUGACGACACGACGGAAUAA